Molecule: messenger RNA, 518 nt
Organism: Anopheles funestus (African malaria mosquito)
Lineage: Eukaryota; Metazoa; Arthropoda; Insecta; Diptera; Culicidae
Exons: 2
Coding region: 44-427 (127 amino acids)
Source: RefSeq, a predicted model, not a curated record
AAGUGCAUCCGCAUCGCCAUACAGAAUAUACAGUGCAAGCAGAAUGUACCGAUCGUACGGAUUUGCAGCUUUCGUUACGGUGACGAUCGUCGUCCUUUGUGCGGAUGUUCGGGCAAAUUUGUCCAUCAGUGAUGUGAAUACCUCGAAGCAGAGUUACUUUUUUGGUGCAAAAGAUGCAUCGGAUAUACUUUGCUUUUCGAAAACAUUGCUGAAGGGUUCCAUCAUGCCACAGGAGGUGUCGUACACCAAUCCAACCGCGAUGAAAUUCAUCAACUUUAUUACUCUUGCGGCCGACAAGUACUCGACACAUGGAUUUACGGCUGAUAUUACUAGCGGAAAGAUUGGAACACUAUCUGCCACGGUUAAAAUCAAUGCAAAAUCAAUUCUACCCUACGCAAUCGAGGUUAAGUUCUACUGUGUGAAAUAGUUUUAGUAAAGAAGACGAAAAAUAGAUCUAAGAAGAAAAAAACGAUACGAUUAUGAGAAAAUGGAAUGAAUAAAUUAUUGCGGAAAGAUGU